Portunus trituberculatus (swimming crab) is the source of this 1857-nucleotide messenger RNA. Its product is annotated as probable glutamate receptor. Lineage: Eukaryota; Metazoa; Arthropoda; Malacostraca; Decapoda; Portunidae. Gene Ontology annotation, molecular function: glutamate-gated receptor activity. The record is from RefSeq and is a predicted model, not a curated record. The transcript has 15 exons. The coding region runs from base 78 to 1823 and encodes 581 amino acids. Gene Ontology annotation, cellular component: membrane.
CCUUGAUCGAUGCAGUUGUCAGGAUGUUGAGCUCAAUUACUUUUGGAAACAAAACGGCGUGAAAUCUGCUAUCAAACAUGGUUCCGCUUGCAUUUGUCCUUUUUACCGUCACGUUAUUUCUUGGGACACAGAGCACAAACGUUACUGUAAUUGACGCUUUGAACGCAAUACUGGAAGCUUCUGACUCGGACAUCAUUCUGCACUUUAAAGAAGCAGAUGUUCAGGGUGUUACCACGGAGCAGCUUAGGGCACCGCGGGGCAUUGGUCUGUUUGAAGUGCCGAUGGACGGCCGUUACCUAAAUGUGACACAUCGCUUGAUGGCUAAGAACAUAGCUUUGGCACGCCAGGUCCGUCGUAUAUCAUAUAAUGUAAUGGUUCUGGUCACGAGCGAUGAUACAGCUUUCCUCUCCCUCUUCGCGUUCUGGUCGCUCAAGGGCCGUCUUCUGGUGUGGUCAACCAAGCUCCUAAUCUUUACUCAAGUACCACUUAAUAGUGUACAUCUGUUGCACAAAGUCUUAUCACAGACAAACUCUUUACUACUUACACGAGGAACAAAUAAUCAAAGAUUUAUCAUGUCUAUCGUGCAGCCGUACAGUAAACCUGGCAGCGUUCCAGUAGAUGUUGCUUCUUGGACACCACAACGAGGCCUCAGCGCUCCUCCAAAUCAACUUUUUUCCGAGAAGUUUGAAAAAAUCAAGUCCAGCAGGAAAGUGUACGUUACCAUGGUGGAAGAUGCCACACACAAGCCUGCCAUGAUAAAGGAUCGCAACGUACCUGGUGGCCACCGGCUUGUCUUUACAGGAUACAUGGUCACAGUUCUGGACUAUAUAGCUCGUGGACUUAAUUUUUCGUAUGGAUUCAAGCAGUCACCAGAUGGUACUUAUGGCGGUAAGAGAACUGACGGUUCAUGGACGGGCAUGGUGGGCCAGGUUUUUAGAGAGGAGGCAGAUCUGGGCCUGGGUCCUUUCGUUAUGACUGCUGCCCGCGCUGGAGAUGUGGAUUACACUUCUCCCGUUAAAAUCCUCGGUGUUAGGAUACUUGCUGGCCAAGGUGGAUUGGAGGUUGAUCCUUGGGCCUUUGUGAUGCCCUUGGCUCCCUUGGAAUCCGUCAGGUGGGAUGACAAUGCGUGGUGGUGGGAGCGCGUGGUACUUGGGGUGUGGCUGCUGACCACCCUUGUGUUGACUCGGAGCUACGAAGGCAAUCUUAUGUCACUGUUGGCGGUGAGACACGUCCCGCAGCCCUACCAGAGCCUCAGAGCCAUCCUCGACGACCCGCGAGCCGUUAUGAUAUGGCAGAAAGGAAGUUCAAAUGUAGAGCUCAUCCGGACUGCUGAAUCAGGCAUAUUCCGGGAAGUCCAUGAAGCAGAGGAGAAAGAGCGUCUGAAAUUACUUGCAGUACCUGACUAUCCAUCGGUGCUGGAAACUGAUGUUAUUAAUGGUCGACACGUCAUAAUUGACUUGGAAGAUAACCUUCUGGCAACCAAGAGUAAACAUUUCUCAGUCAAAGGGCGAUGCAGUUUCUACUUUGGACGCGAGACGAUAGUAUCACAAUCUGUUGGGAUGAUCGGCCACAAAACAAACCCUCUCGUGCACUUUAUGAGUAAAUGGGUGCUGUCGAUGAACGAGGCGGGUCUUUUCGAUCACUGGUACACUAAAGCCAAGCCCAACUCCACCAGCUGUGUGAGCCUACCAAGCAAGAUCACUGUAAGCGCACCGUUCUCUUUCAGUAAUUCCUGGGUCAUGUUUGUGUUGCUUUUGUGUGGGUUGGGUGCCAGCUUACAAGUUCUUCUCCUAGAAGUUCUACACACCUUAGUUCUGCGAUAACCAUACAGUUUUUUUUUCCCUCGUUAUUUCCAUG